Ahaetulla prasina is the source of this 6761-nucleotide messenger RNA. It is a transcript of the gene IFNGR1, whose product is annotated as interferon gamma receptor 1. Gene Ontology annotation, molecular function: cytokine binding; cytokine receptor activity. NCBI's taxonomy places the organism in Eukaryota, Metazoa, Chordata, Lepidosauria, Squamata, Colubridae. Bases 84 to 1334 code for a protein of 416 amino acids. The record is from RefSeq and is a predicted model, not a curated record. The transcript has 7 exons. Gene Ontology annotation, cellular component: membrane.
AGACCGCCUCCGUCCGCCCCGCGUUCCCCCUUCGCUUCCCCCCCCCCGCCGGUUCUUCGAGCCGGAGCAAGACGUGCAAGAAAAUGAGGAUCGUGUGGCCCUGCCUCGUCCUGUCGCUUUUAGGUUGGAGCCAUUGCAGCGGCUUUAACACCCAGGAACCGCAAACGGAAGUUCUUCCUCCAAAAAAUGUUACUGUAAAAUCAUAUAAUGAUAAGAUCUCUGCAUACUGGGAUUAUGAAAGCCCGUCCUUAAAACCUCUAUUUACGGUGCAGAUCACAUGCUAUAGCACUGGUGCUAUUAAGGAAGUUGAUACUUGCAUAAACAUAACGCAACACUAUUGUGAUCUUACCAACAAGACUGAUAACUGCGAAACUUUCUGGGUAAAAGUGAAAGCUCUUUCUGGAAAACACCAAUCUAACUUUAUUGAACAAAAAUUUGAUGUUCUCAGGGAUGGCCAAAUAGGACCUCCAAAGUUCAAUCUUUCCAUUAAUAAUCAGGACAUAGUAGUCGACAUUGAACCACCCUUAUUUCCAUACCUGAUUCAGGAAUUCACCUACAAAUUGUUUGUUGUGAAAAAUGGAAACCCAAAAGAGCAACAAGAAGUUAUUGUAGACGACGAGUGCUAUCUUGAGACAUGCAAUGUAUCUCUGUCUGUUUCUUUGGAUACCUCUUACUGUAUUUCCACUCAAGUCUUUUCAUCAUCACUAACAAAGGUUGGUGAAAAAUCAGAAGAAAAAUGCAUCUCACCAACUCCCAAGUCCCGGCUAGGCUUUAAACUUUUGAUAAGUUUUGGAACUGUUGCCCUGGUUAUUUUGGCAUUCAUUCUUAUUGUAGUCCUUAUAAAAUUUCAGGAGAGAAAAAUUACGCUUCCAAAAUCUCUGGUGGCUGUGGUAAGAAACCAAGUAAGUAAUGCUGAAUGUAAGUCAGAAUGCAGAUAUGACAUUAUAACAUCAACAUCCUACAAGCCAAUGGAACCGUGUGAAGAUGAAAAACCAGCAGAGAAAUUAGAUGUCGCUGAGAAGGCAAAAAUCACUGAUCCCAAUUACAGCAAAGACCUAGCUAUCGAUUGUUCCCAAGGAAUCCAGAAAGGAGAAAGGAGCACCCAAGAAGAUAUAGCUGUAGAAACCUCUGAAAAUGAACAGAUUCAUGAAGACGGUAUCGCAGAUUACUCUAAAUCGAUCACUGGCCAAGACACAUGUCCUGAUCUUCAAAAUCUGGAUCUUCCCAGAGCAGAUGUUAUAAACCUAAAACCCACUGUCCUAAGGUGCUCACUAAAACUAUCUGGGUAUGACAAACCCCACUGGGUUGACAGAAGUUCUAGAGAUGAAUUCUGAUGACUCUCCAAAAAUUGGGAAAACCAUAUUUACUAUGAAAGAGCAUUAUUGGAAACUUCAUCAGAAGCAUCCAUAACCAUGCUUGUGAGCACUUUAAACCUUGCAGUAGAGUGGGUAUUCAUAUAGCUUGAUGGUAUGAAACCUGAGAUGAGAACUUAUAGAUGCCAAAGGACUGAAUUAAAGCUACACUUCUAUAGAUAUUUGGUAAAAAAUAAGUCUUAUUGUAUUCACUCCAUUUUGAAUAGAUAUUCGUAAGAUUCUAUUACAAUGAUUUCAUGAUAUGCCAAGAUGCUGCAUUGCCAAGAAGCUGGUAUUUUCUAAAUAUGUUAUAAUAUAAAUCCUAUAAUUCUUUGUCUUGAUUAUUGUUUGCUGGUGGGCUAGAAUGGCUGGAGAGCACUAUUCUGCCCUUUGUUCUCAGAGCAGUUACUUUUAUCCUGCCAAAAGUAUGAUGAUGUUUAAAGAUAGGGGGAUUAACUGACAAGAGGCUUCUGUCCAUACUGGUCAGUGGAAGAGACUGUGGGAAUAUUACAAGCGUAGUUUUCUACAUGUAAUAGAGGCAGUUUGUGAAGUUGCCUUUUUUCUGUUGGGAGAAAAAUCCAAAAAAAAGAUCAACUUUUAAAGAAAUACUAGAAAAGUAUAGGUUUCAGGUAAGACAGGGGUGUCAAACUCAAAGCCCACGGGCUGGAUCCGGCCUGCAGGGUGCUUAGGUCUGGCCCAAGGGGCCAUCAUGGGAACAACAAAGGACCAGCCCGUGGUGCAUCUGCCAGCAGAAACGGAGCUCGGGAGAGCUGUGUGCAACCCUCCUGAGCUCCGCUUUUGGCUUCGACAGCCUUCUGCAGCCCUCCAUUGAAAACGGAGCUCUGGAAGGCCGCACGCGGCAGAGUGCUGUAGGAGGAUCCCCUCCCUAUUCCCGCCCGGGCCACCACUUCUCAUGCCCCUAACACGAGUGACGUCGAGCUGGCCGUCCCCCCCGGUCCCCCCAAGGUCAAACAACUCUGAUGCGGCCCUCAAUGAAAUAGACUUUAACACUUCUGAGCUAAGACAUUUUUACAGAGAACUUGGAAAGACCAUAGUAAGUAGAUGGAGCUAUUUUGUAGUCAAGGUCUUUCAUUUUAUGUAAAAUAGCUUACUGGUUUCUGCAUGUAUUAGAUCUGUACUCUACAAUAGAUAGAUAGAUAGAUAGAUAGAUAGAUAGAUAGAUAGAUAGAUAGAUAGAUAGAUAGAUAGAUAGAUAGAUAGAUAGAUAGGUAGAUAGAUGAUAGAUAGAUAGAUAGAUAGAUAGAUAGAUAGAUAGAUAGAUAGAUAGAUAGAUAGAUAGAUAGAUAGAUAGAUAAAUAAAUAGAUAGAUGACUCAUUAACUGUAUGAACAAAUGUUAUCUUUGCAGUUUUGGUAAAUACUUGCACUAUUUCUGUCAAAUACUUGGGCCACAUGUUUAAUGCCUAUAUUUACAGUAUCUAUUUUGCCAUGUGAUUAUUAAUCUUCACUCUGCAUUGGAAAGUGUUGCACAAGUAGUUUACCCCUGUGACAAAUGUAAUGGCCUACCAGCAUUGAGGAUCCUGUUUGACAUUUAGUCCAUAAAUUCAGAGAGAUACAAUCACUUUCCCAAACCUGAUAUUUCCAAAAAAGUGCAAUUCCCAGAAUCCUCAGGAAACAUAAAAAUCAGGGACUUGUAUUCUCGAUAGAAUUGAAAGUUCUAGAUUAGUGAAACUAGACUAAUUCAUUGUGCUUUACAAACAAGGGUUUAAAUUUCAUCCUUCUCAACUAUAACUAGCUAGGUAACACUAAAAUUUAUUCGAGAGGUAGUGAACUGUAGUGAUUAAGAUGUUUGAUUACAACCAUGAAGAUCCAGGUUCAAAUGUGCCCACAGCCACAGAAGUUCUCUAAUUGAGUGGGCCAGUCAUUCUCUGUUAAUACAGUGUUCCCCACAGAGUUACUGGGAGGGGAAUGGAAGAGUAACUGGUAUCUACACUGCCUUGAUUUUGUGAGGAAAGGCAGGAUAUAAACCAGUAAUACUUGGAUCUAAACCCCAAUAGAUGUUAAACAUUGAGAUGACUUAUCAUUUUAUUAUAGGACAGCAUCAAGAUAAAGACUGCAAGAGGCAAAAAAAACCCAAGUAGUCCUCACGUAACAACUGCCCAGUUUAGCAACCAUUCAUAAGUUACAAUGGUGCUGGAAAAAUAACUUUAGAGCCAGUCCUCCCACUCUACAACCAUUGCGGCAUCCCUGUGGUCACAAGUUCAAGAUUCUUCACAACCCGCAGGUGUUUAUGACUGUCGCAGUGCCUGCAGUUAUGUGAUCAUCAUUUGCACACUUCACACAUGACUUCCAACAAGCAGAAUCAAUGGAGAUGCUGGCAGUUAAAUCAUAAGUGGCAAUCCACACAAUAUCUUGAGUAACAACCACAGGUGUUUCACUUAAUGAGGUCGCAAGGGUCACAAGAUAUAAGAGCCAUGGUGGUGCAGUGGUUAGAAUGCAGUACUGCAGGCUACUUCUGCUGACUGCCUACAAUUGGGCAGUUCAAUUCUCACCAGGCUCAAGGUUGACUCAGCCUUCCAUCCUUCUGAGGUGGGUAAAGUGAGGACCCAGAUUGUUGGGGGCAAUAGGCUGACUCUGUAAAUUGCUUAGAGAGGGCUAUAAAACACCGUAAAGCGGUAUAUAAGUUUAAGUUAUUGCUAUUAGUAUCUCACUUAAUGACCACAUCACUUUGCAACCGAGUUACCAGUUCCACUCAUUAAGCAAACACUACCUGUAAACUUAUCUGUAUCUCUACUCUUACCUCUUUUUUUUUUUUUUUUUGGUUAGCAAAAAGCAAACUGAAAAUCAUUAAUUAGAUAAGAGGCAUUUUAUAGAAUUACUUACAAAGUUAUAUUUAUAGAUUCUCUUGUCUCCUAUUCUCCUUGAAUAUCUUCUUGACCUUAGAAUUGGCUGCCAAUGUCUCAAAUCAGGUACAGAGUCACACUAUGCAUUGUGUAUUUGUUGUGAUUCAAUACAAUUUAACUUCCCUCUUUGAAUUGUUUUAGCACAUGGUUAGGUAAUAGAGACAACCUAGUUUCCUUUACAGUUGGAAAGACUAUGGCAACAAUUCAGUAAACAAAUUAUCCAUUAAACAACAGCUACAUAAAUCAGGAACACAACUUUUGAAAUUGUAUCCUUACAGCUUUCAAGUUAUUGCAAGCAAUAGCUUAAGAAUAAAAGUAUCUCCCAAUUACAUUGUAAUUUAGUUGACUGGGAGGGUAGCUUUUAAAAUUUGAUACACAAAAGAUAUGCUUGCUGGGGGGGGAAGAUUCAGAUCUCAUGACAGCAACACACCAGAUGCUCCAGCCUCAUAAAUUAGGAAAAGAUUAUGCAUAGCCAGCUGCACCAUAUAAAUGCCCGGUUUUUUUAUACCACACCAUGACUCUUUGUAUUUGUCAUAUGGUCUAGCAUCUGGUCAGCCUAGUCCACCUCCUAUAUAUCUGCUGGAGUCAGGCAUAUAUUUAUUUCGGUGUUAUUUAUGUUCAGAGUUUCUUCAUAUAUUGGAUUAUUGUUUUGGUCUUGAUGGUGAGGAGAAAACACACUUAACCAAAAUGGUCAAGAAAAUGAAAAAUCAACCAUAAAUUGAUGGUUGAUUAGGAGAAAAUACUGGACUAGGCAAAAGCAGUUUGCUCUGAUGAGUUUGGGGUUGUAUACCUAAUUACGCAAAUUUAUAAUUUGUAGUGGUUUUGUUUUGGAGGGAUUUUAGAUAAAGAGAGAGAGAGAGAGAUUGUUUUUCUUUGGGUGACUAAGUUUUCUUAAUACCGUAGAACAAUUUUUUAAUCUGCAGAAUUUAGGCAUUUUGUCUCCCCGUAGAUACAUUGUAGUCUGACUUUAUGGAGUUCAAAAUCUGUUUAUAAGUAUUAAAAAGAAAGUAAACACACUUUGAUUUUCAGAAUGGCUGCAAAGUGUCUAUUUAUAUUCUGUUUCCCAUUUGUAGCAAGGCAUUCAACAUAGGAACUAUUGUUUCUUACACUGAAUUGGUCUGGUGUGCCUUUAAUAACAUCACAAAGAUCAGGAUGUUUGGUGAAAAUUUGUAGCAAGUUCCUUAAUUGACUGAAGUUAAUUAAGAAGCCAUCCCAGUGACUAAAUAAAAUAGUAAGUUUGAGAAAAUCUCUCAGACAAUACCUUGAGUAUUCCAAAGCUUGCUUUCAAUACACAUUCACACACAAAAAUGUUUCACAGAGGACAUUGAUCCAGUCCUAGUUUAAACUGCUGCUUUUCAAACUUGUGAUGCUCCAAAUUUUCAUUUUGGGUGAACUAGUUGUUUUCUCACAUAUGUUUAACCAUGUUUAUGGCACUGUAGCAAAAGUAAUAAAAUUUUCAAUUCUUGUUUCUCUAUAGUCUUGAAUACAAUUUACCAUAUUUUUCAGACUAUAAGACACAUUCUUCUCCCCAAAAAAGUGGGUGGAAAUGUUGGUGUGUCUUAUAGACCAAAUAUAGGCCUGGUUUUGGACUCCCUAACCCCACCACCCCUGCGCGCCCAGUUUUCGCCAAAAACAGGACGUGCAAAGAGUUUUGGAGGCCUGCAGAAUGCUCCUGGGGCUGGGGAGGGCAAAAGUGGGAUGCGUGGGGGGGGGUUCUGGAGGCCAAAAAUGGGAUGCGCAGAGGGUUUGGGAGGCCUGUAGAGUGCUCCUGGGGGCCAGGGAGGGCAAAAACGGGACAUGCAAAGGCCAAAAACUUUCUUUGUUUUCCUCUUCGAAAUCUAGGUGUGUUUUAUAAUCUGAAAAAUACGAUAUGUGCUAUCUUUUCAACAGUUUUAUUAGCUGUGGAGUUUGGGACAUAAAAAAAUAGAACUCAUUUCCUAAUACUUUAUUAUCCCAAAUUCAUAUUUAAAACUUACUUUCAAAGACUGAAAAAAUGAAAACAGUUCUGGUGCCUUUCCAAUUUUCUACACUUUAAUAACCACAAACUUAGAAACACCAGUAUAUAUGAUCAUAGGAAAACAAGACUUUACAGGACUAGAAAAUUAAUUAUUGAUGCUGAAUAUUUUAGUCACAAGUUCCAAUUUGAUUUCAAGCUAACAUUUUUAGUAUAAAUUAAAGUGCAUAUAUCCAAUCAAAUACAUGUACUGUGUUUGAAGAUUGGAAUAUGUCUACAUUUUUUAAAAUCAAAGGAGCCUCUUACAUAAAAUAUUUCCAUCAAAUGCAGAAAACUCUUUCGGAUCCGUAUAGUCUGAGAACAGGGCUUCAGAUCCAAAUUUCAUGAGUAAAAGUGGAAUUGUUUUGGGUAUAUAAUUCCUUUUAAAUAGAAUGUUCGAAGUUGAAUUUCUGUAAUUCUGUAAUUAUGAUUAGAAAUUCAUAUAUAUAAGUAUGUAUAGUAUGUAGCAAGAUUUUGAUUUUGUGUAAUUCAGAUUCUUUUGUUAUGUUUUCAAUAUAGCUUGCUCAUUAUCUAAAUAAAUAUAUUUAAAUUAA